AUGGCGGCUCAAGUUGCAUCGGGAGUGGGAAACCUCAACUUGAACUCUGAAGACGGGGCUGCUGCGAAGAACAUAUCGGCGCAAGGAUCUCCUGAGAAUGAAGCGCGAGAGUCUGACGGUGAAUAUGACGAUGAUCAAGGAGCCCCAGAGCUAGGCAAUACCACGGCUGCAAAGAAAAAGAAGAAGAAGACAAAGAAGAAGAAGAAGGGUACCUCGAAAGUGCAAACCGAACCCCCACGCGUAAUUCUCUCGAGUCUGUUCCCCAACAAUCAGUACCCGGAGGGCGAGAUUAUCGAAUACCAGAAUGAGAAUGCGUACCGCACUACCAAUGAGGAGAAGAGACACCUCGACCGUAUGAACAAUGAUUUCCUCGCCGAAUACCGUUACGCGGCAGAAGUUCACAGGCAGGUGCGGCAGUAUUCGCAGAAAGCAAUCAAGCCCGGACAGACCUUGACGGAAAUCGCAGAGGGGAUUGAAGAGAGUGUCCGCGCACUCACGGGCUACCCGGGGCUGGAAGAGGGGGAUAAUUUACGGGGGGGCAUUGCAUUCCCUACCGGUGUCAAUCUCAAUCACUGCGCGGCACAUUAUACUCCCAACGCAGGAAAUAAAAUGGUCUUGCAGUAUGAAGAUGUGAUGAAGGUUGAUUUUGGCGUUCAUAUAAAUGGAAGGAUUGUGGAUAGCGCAUUUACCAUUGCGUUUGAUCCGGUAUAUGAUAAUUUACUCGCCGCUGUCAAAGACGCCACGAAUACUGGAAUUAAGCAAGCUGGUAUCGACGUUCGGAUGAGCGAUAUUGGUGCAGCUAUCCAGGAGGCCAUGGAGAGCUACGAGGUCGAGAUCAAAGGAACCUCGUACCCCGUCAAAGCCAUUCGAAACCUAAAUGGACACACAAUUGGUCGAUACGAGAUCCAUGGUGGCAAGAAUGGGAAGAGCGUCCCAAUUGUCAAGGGUGGAGACCAAACCAAAAUGGAAGAGGGCGAAGUCUACGCCAUCGAAACUUUUGGCAGCACUGGAAGAGGUUAUGUUAGGGAUGAUAUGGAAACUUCUCACUAUGCCAAGAUCCCCGAUGCGCCCAAUGUUCCACUCCGCCUCUCAUCUGCGAAGAACCUUUUGAAUGUCAUCACAAAGAACUUUGGCACGUUGCCUUUCUGCCGUCGAUAUCUAGACCGACUUGGGCAAGAUAAGUACCUUCUUGGAUUGAAUAACUUGGUUGCCAAUGGAAUCGUGGACGCAUAUCCUCCAUUAUGUGACGUGAAGGGAUCCUACACCGCUCAAUUUGAACAUACUAUCCUCCUGCGACCAAACGUGAAAGAAGUUAUUAGCCGAGGUGACGAUUACUAG
Messenger RNA from Paracoccidioides brasiliensis Pb18, 1338 nucleotides. RefSeq names its product methionine aminopeptidase, type II. Gene Ontology annotation, biological process: proteolysis. The transcript is spliced from 7 exons. The record is from RefSeq and is a predicted model, not a curated record. Bases 1 to 1338 code for a protein of 445 amino acids. Gene Ontology annotation, molecular function: metalloaminopeptidase activity.